Molecule: messenger RNA, 5247 nt
Organism: Patiria miniata (bat star)
Lineage: Eukaryota; Metazoa; Echinodermata; Asteroidea; Valvatida; Asterinidae
Product: sarcospan-like
Exons: 4
Coding region: 291-1292 (333 amino acids)
Cellular component (GO): sarcolemma; dystrophin-associated glycoprotein complex
Source: RefSeq, a predicted model, not a curated record
GUUGAUAUGAAUUUGCAGUGGCAAAAUUUAGCAUAUCUGCAGCACAUGUUCAUAUCUCAAUGGAUUUCACGCAGGCCUGCAUUGUGUGUGCAAUGUUUACGUCUGGAUACAUGUGUGCUGGAACGAGACGUCUGGCCAGUUCGCGUUGCAGAUUUCCAGUGAAAAGUGGACAUUUCCACAGAUCGGAUUCUUCUGAUAGGCGUUGAAUGUUGCAUAAUGAGUGACAAUGUCUGCACAUCAAUGACUUCACUGUGUUUGCGCUGUCAAUCUGCGAGCACUCCUAAACCAAGAUGCGUGGCGAAGCGCCCGAGGCAAUGCUGACCACAAUGCCUGACUGCGACGAGUCUAAUAGUUCCCGUUCCACGGCGCCGCUGUCGGUGGCGCGCAUGUCCCGCAGUUCACGGAGUUCCAGCUCCCCAGAGCUACGCUACACCUCCUUGGAGCCCUCCCUGUCGACCGCUGUGCCCGUAGAGGGCGCCGAUCACACGCAGCGCAUCGACGACGACGGUGGCAGCGUCCACUCUGACCUGCAGAGGAUUCCCAACCCAGCCCAGCCCGUACACAAAGUCUCCAACGUGACCAGCCAAACCAAGUAUGAUCUCCAGUGUUGUACCUUGCCCGUGUGCCUCGUGACCUUGCAGCUGUUGCUGGGAUUCACCAUCAUGGUGUUUGGAGUCACAAUGUUACUGAUGACGCCUUCCGUCAAGACCAGAGAUGCGCCAUACUGGGCUGGCAUUGUGUUAAUCAUGGCAGGUGGGAUAGGACUGUACUUCAGUGCAACCAAUGAACAGGCCUACUCAGGAAGCAUCAAAGCAUUCAUUGUUAAGGCCUCGUUCUUCUUACUGUCCGUCGUCUGUUUAUUUGUCAACACCAUCGCCAGCGCCUUCUGUGGGAUCCAAGGAGAGAACAUCCUGGGUCUGAUUGACCUGGACAAACCCACCUGCAUCUCAGACAAUCACCACACCUGUCACUGCACCAAGGUAGAGAGCGACGGACUGGCCCGCAUCUACACCUUCUUGGAAAUCAUCGACUGCCAGUCCUUCCUCCUCAACUUGAAGACGUACAUGUUCAUCCAGUGCAUUCUCAACGGACUCGGCGGCAUCACGUCUUUUCUUGUCGUCAUCCUGAUGUGGAGGAAUCGCUACAUGGAUUUCCAUUCGGGCCUUCGGUUCUACUCCUACAGCGCCAGUAUCCCAAACCACCCGUGGUCUGAUCCCCAGGCUCCGCCUUACACAAACUACAUCAUGGCCAAUGGCGACAACAGGCAGGAUCGGUAUGUCUUCGAUACAUGACGGACUUCACUAUUUGAAGAGAAAAAAAAUUGUCAGACUAGAGGCAGUGUAAAUAUGUUUCUUCUUGGGGAGGUGUACUGACUGUAAACUACAUGGUUUUGGCGUGGGCAUGAUGAUGGAACUCCACGAGCAUUCCUGCUCUCAAUUACAGACUCGAAGAGAGUCCUCAUCGAUAUUUUGGAAAAGCUGUGGAAUCUUGAUGCGCUGUUUCACCUCAAGUUUUCUCGGGUAAAUUGGUGUUAAUUCAAGGACUUUGAAUACUGACGUGUAUGUUCUUACAGGGAUUGACAUGAAUGGUAAAACAAGUAUGUAUAUGUGAGGCGUUCUAGCAAAAUGAGACAGAACUGGGCAGAGGUUGAAAUGAGGGUUUGCAGGUAUUAGGAAAGAGAACAAAAUUCUCCUUACAAUACUGUUUGUUGCAUUUCAAUCGGACAUUCCGUUGACAACUUAUGGCUGUCUAAAGUUUGUAUUUAUCGGCAUGUCAAAACUCAAAAGAGUUAAGUACUGAGAAAAAUUGCCUAUAAAGUUUCAAGUUUUGUAUUCGUGAAAAUAAAAAGAUGCCACUUGUAGUUUUAUUCCAUGAUUAUUAUACUGUUUCUUUAAAAUAUGUGUAUCAGACAAAUCAAAGAUUACAAAUAUCAAUAAAUCUGAACAUCAAAAAAAAAAAAAAUCAUCCCAUUGUUUUUUUUCUGCAUUUUUCUCCACUAGGCCUGUGCCCAGUUCCGUCUAAUUUUGCCAGAACGACUCACAUAUUAUAAAUCAGGCUUCAGCAAGGGGAGGGGGAAUUGGCAUUGUUCAUGACUUUAAAAACCUCCUCUACAUCUGGGUACUUUUAACUAGACCAUUAGAAUUUUUAAAAGUUGCCUAAACCUGGAUUGUGGUUUAGCCAUUGCUCCAUCUUAUAUCAAAGGAGUUUUGCCUUGUAUUUUAGUGGCUUUUGGAACUUGAUCCUGUGCAAAGAUGAUGUUGGAGUAAUACCAGUGUUGAAACCUUUUUCUUAGAUUCCUGUGUGAAACAUGCAUGAAUUUUAGUCAGUGGAAGACCUACAUGUACAAAGUAUGCACAUUGAUGUCUUCAUUUUGGGCCAUUUCAAGAGAGCAAAAAAUGAACAGAACCAUCUUUGCGAUACAGUGGAACGCCGCUAUAAAUAACAUCGCAGGACCCACAGAAAUUGUUCGUAACAGCGACCGUUCAGAAUAGUGAUUUUAAGCUGCCGGUGCUCCGAUACUCACUUUUCGAUAAAUAGCGCCCUUCAGAACUUCACCAUGUAACGCCCUGGUAGUUAUGGAGAAUGACUUUGAAAACAUGCUGAAUAUUGAAUUAUGUAAUAGCCGCUUUUUAGCUUACUACCUGCAGCAAUGGGUGGCUUUCCCCUUCUAUUCCUUGGGGAAAUAAUAGCCAGUUGUCGCUCUUCUGUUGACAUUUUUCAACAACAAUGUUCGCUAUGUUUUGCACACAAAAAUCAGGAGCCAAAGACGAUGUUUGGUAUAGCGGUGUUCGGUAUAGCGACGUUCCACUGUAUACAUGUAAAUUGCAGUGAAAUUGAUUCUGAAACUCAGAUUCCAGUAUGAUAUUUAAACAUUCGUGCAAACUCUCCUACUAUCUCAAGUCUUUCUGAACUUUCUUCAUAGAGGUUUCCAGUUCUCGGUAUCACACAUGUACCUGUAUAUGUUGUAAAUAAACAUUUUCAACCUAGUGAAUAGACGUUGGCAAUUGGCUUUCAGAUUCGCAGACAUUCCAGUUGUGCAUUUAUCAUCAAUUUAUUUUUUUCAAUUUUAUCACAUUUGCUCGCCUUUUUGCCUCCAUCUGAUAAUUUCAUUUUAAAAAAUUUCAGUAAUAAAUACAUGUAGAGCAACCAAAUUUCCACCUCCUUUCUUGGCCUAGUGUGUUCAUCCUCUAAAUCAUUUGUGUCUCGCCUGGACAACUUUUAUUCAAACUUGGGUCAUAGAUGCAACAUGGGAACCUUCACAUGAUAAUGAUGUCAAAGGUCACACACCAAGGUCAAAGGUCACUCUUUAGAGAAAAUCGCAAAAGCAGGUGAGAGGUGCGGCUCGAGAACCGCCUUGGUACUUUUACUAAGUUACUUAGGGGUCAAAUGUUAUAUAGAGGUCACCAGAGGUCACCAAUCAUUGCUCACAUUGCUUUUUUUCUGGUACAACAAAUUUCCUUUAACUUUGGAAAAAUUUAUCAUUUGUUACUCAAGCAUAGUAAUGCUCAGUUUGCUAUAUAAAUGUGAUCAGCCCCCAUACAUUGUUUAUACAGAUGCCACUAACACUAAAAUCUGAAGCGUUUGUUAGUUUUCAUAAUUCUUUGGCUUAGGGUAUUCAAUUGGUUUUAAAGAAAAAAAUUUCAAGUUUUUGUUUUUAUUUGUGAAUCAGCAUCUGAAAGAGGUUUUAGUUAAAUGAUGCUCCUAGAUUGUAAUAAUCUUUAAAUUUCUCUUCUCAGUAACGAAGUUAUUCGGUUUUCUUACAUUUACGUCCCUAAAACCUCAAAUGGUUUUAGAUUUCCGUACAGGAAGAGUAAGGCCUCCGGAAAAACUGUGUACUAAAAUGCCUUUGUUCCAGUUGUCAUGGUUUAAUUAUUUUGCCAUUUUAGGGAGCACGGUUACUCGUACAUGUACCCUGUCUGCAUUUUCAAGUAUUCGGUUUCAAUUUGAAGAAUGUGCAUUCACAUUAUUGAUCUUUAAUUGAACUUCAACUUUGUAAUUGUAGCCCUUACAAAUGAUUCUAUAUUUUAUUCUUUCGACAAUUAAAGGAAUUAUUUCAAACCCUUUCAGUGGGAAGAUAGGAGAAAUAAUGCAGGAUUGGCUUACAUGGCUCAUUUUUAGGAUUUUUGAGAAUACCGUAUUUUGGUUUUAAUUGAUGAAGUACAUAUACAUGUAAAAUAAAAUCCUCCCUAUGUAUUGCUUUGAAAUAAGUUUACAUGUAGUUUUAUAAAGACAGGUGUAUAACGUAGCAUUUGAUGGAAUGCCCACAUUUUUGGCUUCAUUAAAUAUCGCUGAAUUUCCUCAGGCUCCGGACGCGACUCCGGACAUGAGUAUUUCCUCAUAUCCUUUUUUCAGCUUUGGUAUUAAUCUCGGUGACGGAUUAUCUCAGAGAACAGCAACGGACAAGAAGAAAUGACGGCUAUUUUAUCGAAAUAGAAGAGGAACAAAAUUGACUUAAUUACAAAAUGAUGAGGCAGUUAUUUCUGACAGCAUAGGACAAAGUAGAUAGCCGAUGUUUGAUAACGAAAGAUUGGGGCAAGGUGGAUUUUCAGUCAACCAAUUCAUUAUCCCAAGUAUUUUUCUCUCUUGUAAAAUGUCUCUUUUUGUUCUUUCUUUUUUUUUGCUCGCAUAGAAACUCCAUUUUUCUCUCCUUAAAGAAGCACUUACACUAUGCAAGCCUUACAGCUAAAUCUGGCCUUGCUGUAUUGUAUAUAAAAAGAUUGAAGUCAAUUGAAGUGAUAGCGUCAUGAUGUCAUUGUGGAUUCAACCUUGAAUUUUUUUGUGCCAGGUUUUACGGUCUCAGAGAUUUUGGAAUUUGAGGGGAAUUUAAUCUUUCAGAUAUGCAGUAAUGGUGUAUAUAUUUUGUGUAUAUUGUAUAAUUAUAGACUGAGUUAUUAUUGUAUUAUUGUCAAUUUCUUGUAUAUUGUGAAGAAAACAACUCUCGGGGAUAAUGUCUGCGAAGCCAAAGACAGGGUUUGAGUUGAAGGACGGACUCGUUUUGGUGGGCUUAUUGCGUGCAAUCUUUCUUGUACAUAGUUAGAGUCACAGUUUUAUCCAAUUCUAUCUAAUUGUAUCCGUAAACUAUGUGCCAUGUAAUCGCCAUGGAGACGGUUUCUAUAGUAACGUAUGCUCUACCACUUAUUUUUUACUGCUUUAUAAUAUAUACGUAUGCACAAAAAAAUGCCUUCUGUAAAAGUCAAAACUGCUUUCAAGAUGUUUGAUUGUUGUUUUAAACAAUUGAAACUUUAA